AUGGCCCGCAUUGCGCCGCUCGUGCUGGUGGCGCUGCUCUCCGUGCUGGCCGCGCCGUCGUCGGGGUGCCCCAGCUGCCCUACCCCGGCGACGCCUCCCCCGCCGCCGCCGCCGAAGGUGACUCCCCCGCCGUCGUCCGUGUCGUGCCCUCCGCCGCCGUACUCCCCCGAGCCGACGCCCCCGACGCCAGCCACGCCGACGCCGUCGUCGCCGACGGGCAAGUGCCCCGUGGACGUGCUGAAGCUGGUGGCGUGCGUGGACGCGCUCAACUGGGUGGUGCAUGCGGUGGUGGGCGCCAACGCCAGCGAGACCUGCUGCCCGCUGCUGUCCGGCGUGGCCGACCUCGACGCCGCGUUGAUCCGAUCCGGAUGCUGCGCGAGUGGUUUGCGGGUUGAAUAGGCAAAACUGCAGGGG
Hordeum vulgare subsp. vulgare (domesticated barley) is the source of this 414-nucleotide messenger RNA. Its product is annotated as 36.4 kDa proline-rich protein-like. Lineage: Eukaryota; Viridiplantae; Streptophyta; Magnoliopsida; Poales; Poaceae. The record is from RefSeq and is a predicted model, not a curated record. The coding region runs from base 1 to 399 and encodes 132 amino acids. The transcript has a single exon.